AAAAAAAGAAUAGCACAGUGUAGUGUCUCUGAAGGCGGUGGUGCAGGAAGAAGUAUUGCUUGAGUUUUACGUGUUUGUAACAAGCAAACAGAGACGAACGAAUUUCACAUUUUCCCUGAUUUAUAGAUUGACAAGCCGACGCAAAGAUGUCUGUCGCUGGCCUGAAGAAACAGUUUUAUAAAGCGAGUCAGAUGGUGAGUGAGAAAGUAGGAGGAGCAGAAGGAACAAAGCUGGAUGAAGACUUUAAGGACCUGGAGAGGAAGGCUGAUAUCACCAGUAAGGCCAUAGUGGAAGUGUUAUCCAGGACAUCCGAGUAUCUGCAGCCCAACCCAGCGUCUCGGGCCAAACUGUCCAUGUUGAAUACUGUGUCCAAGAUUCGAGGGCAGGUGAAGAGUCCCGGGUAUCCACAGGCAGAGGGAGUUUUGGGAGAGAGCAUGGUCAGAUACGGCCGUGAGAUGGGGGAGGACACCAACUUCGGUGGUGCUCUUGUUGACAUGGGGGAGGCUAUGAAAAGGCUGGCUGAAGUAAAGGAUUCCUUGGAUAUCGACGUGAAGCAGAACUUCAUCGACCCUUUCCAGACCAUCGUAGACAAGGAUCUCAAGGACAUCCAGCACCAGCUGAAGAAGGUGGAGGGCCGGAGGCUCGAUUAUGACUACAAGAAGAAACGGCAGGGAAAGAUUCCAGAUGAGGAGCUGCGCGCUGCUUUGGAAAAAUUCCAUGAGUCCAAAGAGGUGGCAGAGAUCAGCAUGCACAAUCUUUUAGAAACUGACGUGGAACAGGUGAGCCAGCUCUCUGCUCUGGUGGAGUCUCAGCUGCAGUAUCACAAGCAGGCGGUUCAGGUUCUAGAAGAACUGUCAGAGACAAUGAGAGACAGAUUGAACAAUGCCCAGGCUCAUCCACAUCAGAAGCGAAUGCCCAGGCCGAUGCCCAGCAUUGACUCAGACCCAGAGUCUUCUAACGGAGGCUUCAGUCCAACGUCUCACCCUCAGAGCUUUAAUGCAGCACCUGCUUUACCCACCCGAACCUCUGUACGCCAGAAACGACAAUCAAUGGACCAGCCUUGUUGUAAAGCACUGUAUGACUUCGAGCCAGAGAACGACGGAGAGCUGCCUUUCCGCGAGGGCGACAUCAUCACACUGACCAGCCAGAUCGAUGAGAACUGGUACGAGGGCACGGUGCAUGGCCAGGCCGGCUACUUCCCCUGCAACUAUGUGGAGGUGGUGGUACCUCUCAAUCGUUAAAACAUGCUGACUGGAGAAAUGAGGGGUGGAGGGGAAGAGAGCGAGAGAGAGGUGAUGUGAUGGAGAGUUAAAGUAAAGGCUGGAGACUUGGAGCAGUGUAUGAAUAUGAACUACGCCAUGAGACACACAAUAUUCUGUCCUUUCCUGUGCAGUUUUUCUGCACUAAGUCUCUUCAGUCACAAUCUUGUUGGAGGUGGGUCUCUAAAACACUAUCAUAUCCAGAUUUCCUGUCCUGCCCUCAAUUGAGUGACUGAACCAAGAGAAAUUAUUUCCUUUAUUCCCUAAUUAUAAAUAUUUUUUCUAUAGAAAUACGUUAAAUAUGUCUUUUUUUUUUAAAAAAAAAUCAUGAUGUACAUCUGUUGAUUCUAUCCUUCUUACUAUGUAAACAGGCUUGUCUUUGCUUUUUUUUAGUUAUUUGGCCCUCGCGUUGUUUCUGCCCUCUAGUGGCGGUACCGCGAUACAACACCACAAAUCCAAUCUGAUAUCUGAUUUCAUCUUCUUUUUUUGUACGAGAAAAAAAAAAUCGAAUUUCGAUAGAAGCUAAUGACAUUUUUGUCAACUAAUCCGAAUGUCUGACCAUACUCAGCCUACUACUCGUGUUUAUUUGAGAACAGUAUUGCUCACAGCUGCUGUAGUUUGAUAUUCCAGCACCUGCAACCCCUCACUAAUGAUGUUUAACCAUUUCUCUAGCUGGUUAGGAGAAAUGAUGAGGAAAGUUUGCUUAGUCUUGAUCUAUAAAUUGGGACUCGAUCUCUUGAUGUUUGUUUACAGCACACAGCACUUGAUUGAAAGACAUGCCUGGAAUGUUACCCUGAGUGAUCGACAAUUUGACAAAAAAUAAUCAUUUCUUACAUAAUCCAUCUUUUAUUUGCUUCUCUUCUCUCAGAUGCUUUUUGUUUAUCAAGGCCUUCUCGACUUGAUCAAAUCUGUAUUGCUUUCGUUUUCUUUGUGUAACAUUUAUUAUAAAUAUUUUUAUUAUUAUUAUUAGAAAUGAUCUGCUACAGAGGUGGACAAAUUCAUAUUAGCUUGCUAAGUCUACCGUGUUUCCUAGUCUCAUAUUUUGGUGGCCCAGAAACGGAAAUGUUGGGUAAAAGUGGUAGCUUGAGCUUGAGUUUUAAUAACACAGCUACUGUAGCUAAUUAAGUGCUAGCUUAUCAGUCGAACACGUAUAUACGUACAUGCUCAAAAAAAUCUGGAAGUUAUUGGCCAAAGAUAUAGCUGAGAGAUCAACUACCGUCCUGGCUUCGUGCGUAAAAUAUAGUAUUUGUCUAGUGUUACAUUAUUCUCUCUCUUUGGCUUGUUAUAUUUCAGCUUUGUACUGCACUUUAUUUCUCUCUGAUUCAUCAUUAUUUCUCUCUGAUUUGUCUGCAUCUUUCUGAUUUAGAUGCGUGUUUGCUAAUUAAUUUCACGCAUUAAAGUCGCUAAAACCAAACCGUUAACUGGAAAGCUCCUUUAAAAACCAAUAUAGCUACAUCAACACAAUAAAACUUAUAUGGCUAUUGAGAAAAUUAAAAAAAAUAAAGCAUGAUUUUAUUUUUUUUUCAGGUUCGAAUAGUCCGGAUGAAAUAAAUACUAAAUAAUUAAUAAAUAACUAAAUAAUUAAUUAAUGUUUACAGCAUCAUUUUACAUCACUCCGCCAUAACGUGCCAGCAUUUGUACACUGCUACUGUAUAUAGCAAGUUCCUUAGCGGUGCAACAGAAAAGCGAUCAAUCUGUUGCACGAAUACCUAUUAUGUUGAGCUAGAGCAAUUGUUUGUGCUCUCUGUAUGGAAGAGAUGUCAUUCACAGCAGCUUGAAAAGAUGAGAUUUGGUGUCACGUGAUGGUGUAAGCUGCUGGCAUGGAAUUAAAAACGGCUACUUUAAGUUGAGUCAAGGUUUUUAUCUUCCUCCUUAUUUAUUGAGAUUUUGCUACUGAUUUGUCCACCUCUGUAAUAUAUAACUUGUAAGAUAUGUAACAUCUCCAUAAAGUAAACCGAGCUACUUUAAUAUACUCUUUAAAAAUUGAACCACACUGUGUACAUGUGUACUGUGCGUUAUGGUGGACCUCCAUAUCCUCCCCGGUUAUUCCUUCCUGUACCAGUCUUUACACGUACAAAACUUGGACCUAGGUUUUUUGGGUGAGUCCCUGAAUCCACAGCAGUGUCAGAAGGUGCACAUGGGUUUUGUUUCAGCACUUAAACUCAUUUUAAACUUUACUGCUUCAUAUGUAAAAUAAAAUUAAAACGAGGCUUGGAACUAAACACAAGCAGACCAUGGAAUACGGGGUUAUAUCAACAGUUUUCACUCAUCUUCCACCUCUGGGCCAUUUUUUUAUUAUACUCUGACACUACAGAAUUUACCUUAUGUUUAAAUGUCUGUAGGAUGUGGGUGUUUUUCCCAAUUUUUGAAUUAGCUGCUCGUUAUCUUUUUAUUUUUCAGCUUAAUUAAAACCGCACUAUUUCUGUAACCAAGACGUUCUACAUCCAUUUCCUCUCAGAAAUCACUCUACCACAUGCACAGGUUUGUUAUUGAGUGUUUAAUCAGCACAGUGAAAAGAGGUGUCUGUCUUUGUAAUGAAGCACAUCACGGUAUCUUGUCUCGGUCUGCUCCGUUUCUGAUGGUCUCACACUCCGUAUGGUAUUUUAUAUGUAUGAGGUAUUAAACUGCAAAUCCAACUAUCAUGGGAUGAUUCUAUAUUUUUUAAUUAUUUUUCAUAUUUGGAAUAUUAACUAUCAGAAAAGAAAUGGCUUUAUUUUAAUACAUUGCAAAAACAACUAGACCUAAUUGAGGACAUUCUGUAAUAUGUGAGGUGAUUUGCUGCUUACAUUCACAUGUAGCAUUAGUGUCUUUUCUUAUAAGGGGUCCACUUUCUGAUAAAGCCUCAAACAUUUGUGCCCGCAUCUCUCUUCCGUUAAUGUUUGUUUCCUGUUGUUACAGUGAAUGACUUAAAAAGGUAUAUUUUCAUCUUAAAUAAACAGUAAAAUGAAAA
Molecule: messenger RNA, 4209 nt
Organism: Tachysurus vachellii
Lineage: Eukaryota; Metazoa; Chordata; Actinopteri; Siluriformes; Bagridae
Product: endophilin-A2-like
Exons: 10
Coding region: 147-1241 (364 amino acids)
Biological process (GO): synaptic vesicle uncoating
Cellular component (GO): presynapse; cytoplasm; glutamatergic synapse
Molecular function (GO): protein binding
Source: RefSeq, a predicted model, not a curated record